Penicillium concentricum is the source of this 963-nucleotide messenger RNA. RefSeq lists its product as uncharacterized. The coding region runs from base 1 to 963 and encodes 320 amino acids. The record is from RefSeq and is a predicted model, not a curated record. NCBI's taxonomy places the organism in Eukaryota, Fungi, Ascomycota, Eurotiomycetes, Eurotiales, Aspergillaceae. The transcript has 6 exons.
AUGCUAUCCAAAUAUGAGAAUUCGGGGCCAAUCGGCUGCUCAAUUCCUUUUGAUUUGAACUGUAUCACGGGGAAGUCGGUCUUGAUUACAGGUGUGGUAGCCUACAGCCCUCUCAUGGUAUCAAAAAGUGCAAUUGUCACAAAUGCAGACAUCAGGCCCCCUAGAGAUGAAUUGAAACUGCCAGGAAUUGUUCAAUUCGUUCAAUGCGACGUCCGAAGCUGGGACGAACAAAAGGCGGCUUUUAACGCUGCGAUUGCCAGCUCUGUUAAUGGACGCAUUGAUGUGAUUAUUGCGAAUGCGGGCAUAUCGGUUGACGAUCGCGAAAUCGAGAAGCCGGAUACAAGUCUCAUCGAGAUCAACCUGAUUGGAGUCAUAUACACGGCCCGGCUCGCAUUACACCACUUCAGUGUCGAAUGGCCAGGAAAUUCGACCCAGCAGGACAAGUGCUUGAUUCUUAUAUCUAGUAUUAUGGGCUAUCUUGACGCCCGUCCAUCUGACGGAUCCACAAAGUUUGCCGUGAGAGCAAUUAUGCGAUCUCUGAGGCAUACUGGCCGCUGUCGAGUCAACAUCGUGGCCCCAUGGUUCAUCGCCACACCCAUCAUGACUGGGGAGGUGGUCAAGACCUUAGGUGGCCAGCUCACUGCCCAGGGCUCUGAGUUUGCGCACAGUGAUGACUCAGUAGAAUGCUUUUUACGCAUCGCCAGUGAUAAGUCUAUUCACGGGCGCGGGUUUGCCAUUGUUCCCAGGAACAUUAUCAAGCAAGGAUAUAUAGACCUUGACGAGGAUGACUUCAGGGAAGGAACAUGUGCUUUAAGCUGCAGCAGAUCACCUAUGGCUUGUCCCAUCGCAAAUAAAGUUCUUUAUGGGGGCUACUCUCUUUCUCACUUGGCGAAGUGCUCCGCUUUCUCAAAGAAUGUGCCUAGCAAGGCUACUUCCAUCAAGAUUAGUGUAUACUUUGCAUGA